AUUAUUUUCUAAAUGAGUCUGCAGUUUCCUGAAUGGAAGUGACUUUCUGAUUUAUCAGCAUCAAAUCAAGUUGUAAUGUUUGUCACUAUAUAAGAAGAUGGACACUGGUCAAGUGGUACUUCAAGACCCUCCAAAGAGGGCACCUCCUCUUGGGAGCCCCACGCACACUGCAGUGACAAUGACCCAUAUCAACAGUACUAACGGCAUCUCUCAAACUCCAACACGGCCUUACAACUGUGACCAUACAACAGAGUCUGCCAUGUUUCCAAUGACAGCUGUGAUUCCAUCCGAACCCAAGAGAAUGGUUACCAUCAACAAUAACACAGAACACGACAGCACUUCAAAACAUCAGCAAGAGAGUGGUUUUUCCCCACUGAUACCAGGAAAUCAACCUAUUCUCAGUGCACCAGGGAAUCCAUCUGUUCCAAGCACCCAGCAGAGCCAGUCAAUUACAAAGAAUGGCAUUGUUUAUGAUGGACAAACCAAAAGGCCUGACAAUGAGACCACCUACAUCAACAGUGACACAACCGAGUUGAGGCAGGCCAACGUGCGCGCUCGUGGGGAGUUGCGACAUGCCAUGUCCGAAGUCCUUCCCAAUGAGCCUGUACGAAGGCGGAGUCAAACAAUGGCCAAUGCGAAAGAACAUGCCUUCUCUCGUUUACAAGAGGAACUACAGAAGGCCCAGGAUGAACUGAAGCUGAGGGAUGAGGAGUGUGAGAAGCUGCUGAAGGUGAGAGACCAGAUGGGUGAGGAGCUGGAAGAACUCACUGCCUGUCUGUUUGAGGAAGCAAAUAAUAUGGUCCAAGAAGCCAAUUUAAAAAGAAUGCAUUCUGAGAAACUCCUUAAAGAAGCCACAGAAAAGAUUGAGGUGUUGGAGGCAGAGGUUGUUGCCUUGAAACAGCUAGUCCUGACAUCAACCCCCAGCUCUCCCAACAAACAUCUACACCCCCAGAUAGACACUCUCAAACCUGAGACUAAUAAAAAGGAGAAGGAGAAGACAAGCAAACCGUUCUGGAAGACACAUCGGCGGUCAACCAGCCACCAUGAGUUUACUCGUGAAGCGAGACAGGAAGUACAGGCUCAGCAGGAAGCCAAGAAUGACCGAUGUAGUGAUAUUGAUCCUGUAUUCUUUGAGGAGUUUGUGAUGUGGAGGAAGAAUCCACGCUUGUCCAAGGACACAAACUUCCUGUCUAGGAUGUAUAUGGAGGAUAUCAGUCCCUGUCUCAACUUUGCCAAUAAACAGUUGUCCGAAAAUGUGAAAGACUGUGUAGAAAACAAUACGCUUACGAUUGAACCUAUUCCUGGUGACAGCUCCUACCCAAGGAGAUGUUGCCUCACAGAAAACAACAGGCUGUGUAAUUAUAAGAUAAAACUUGGAGAGGAUAUCACCUGGUACUCCAUAUCUCAACUCUGUAGAAAUCGGAUUGCUUCCGUUUGUGAUUUUUAUACCUACAUCAGAUACAUAAACCAAGGACUCGUCAAAAGUGAAAAUAAGGAAGCAUUUUAUGAAAUUUCACGACUCCGUAAGCAGAUGGCCCUCGCAAGACUUGGCUACUCCUGAUCUUAGUCCUGGUUUUAAUGUUAGUAGCAGUUUACUUGCCAGUCUUUUAUGAAAAUGUGAAUGUUUGUGGUUAUACAUGUAAAAGUGAGAGGUUGUAUUUAAUGGACAUUGUUGUAGAGUAAGAAUACAAGGAUUUUUAAUGUGUUUUCUAAUGUUGUUUUAAGUUAAUGUCAAUGGGACAGUUCAGCUGCCAUUCAGUUUAGCUCCCAGCUGGAGAGAUUGAAGACUAAAAAUGUUAAAAGUUGAUGGGGACCACUAGGGCAGUUUUACAUCCACUGCAUUAUCUUUAUAGCAUGCACCUCUAAGGGAGAUAAAUCUUUCAUUUUCCUUAUGAUAUCAGUUAGACUGAACCUGAGACUCAGCAUUUCAUAGUGUGGUGUUACCAUCUCGCCCGAUUUCAUUGGGUCUGCCUGAUAAUUGCCAUAUCAUGAAAAAUGCUAAAAUCCCAGGAUAUUUCUUCACUUUUGAUAAGUAUUUUAUAGUUUCUGAUUCAGUUUUACAUUCAAAAUAAUGUUCAAAUAUAACAGAGAACGUCAUCUAAAUGCAUACAGAUGUCAUAUCUAUACAAAAUAAUUGAUUAUAAAAACACCCUGUCACCCUUGAUUUUGAAGUUCAUGAAUCAGAUAUUAUUUGCCAAGAGGGUUGUGACCCUGAUAGUGUUAAAGUGUGUUUGCCAUCAUGUUUAAACUGACAGCUUUCUCUUUAAACACAGUUGUGAUACACCAGAUUAUUAAUAUUUUGUUUUGAACUGUCACAGUUGUAUGAUUCGUUGCUGGUUUUUUGAAUCAGUUUUUAUUUUUGUGGUUGAGUAUGUGUCAGACAUGUAUAGAAGUGUGUUAGUUGUAUUCAGCUUAACUAUUUAAACUGAGGACAUAAAUGUGAAUUCAGAACAGAGUCUGACAUACAGUGCUAUAAAUUCCAUGAUUUAAAGUUUAUCUCCCUUUUGCUCGUAUGUAAGUAAAGGGAGAUAAUUUGUAAAUAUAUCUAUAGAGUGUAUAUAACAUUUAUAUAUUGGUGUGUAAGGUUUGUUGUGGAGAUGUUUGUGGUAAAUGUAGAAAACAAUUAUAGGAAGUGUGUCAUUACUAUUACUUAAUUUCAUAAUUACUUUUCAACUUCUUUACAUUAUUUAUAUACAUUAAAGCAGAAGUUAGAUAUUUAAAGACUGAUUUAAAAAAUAAAAGCAGACCUGAUUUUUUAAUAAUAGGUUUCCAGAUUUGUCACAAGUAAAAGAAAAAGGCUUUGUAACACAGUCCAUUUUGCUCCAUAGAAAUAUUUUCAGAAAUAUCUGGAAAAUACAUUAUUACUGUUUAAAAGAAAGAAAGUUCAUGUAAUUCCAUUUAGAAAUGUAUUUCUACGAGUUGUUUUAGAAGUCAGGCCAGUGUUGAUAAGUGUGAUUUGUUUUCUGUGUGAGUGACUGUAGAUAUCUGUAGAGAUUUAAUACUCAGACUUGUUUACUUCUGUAUAGAGUCGUUGUUAUAAUGUAAAUACAUAUAUAUAUACACACGUGUGUUGACAUUUUAAUCUCUGUUUUAGAUAAAAGUGAAAGUGCUUUUGUUAAAUUAUCAGAAAAUAUUAAGGUGUUUUGGUUUUACAGAACACUGAAAGAUCCAAAUUUGGAGAAGUUUUCCCAUCACUUUCAUAUUUGAAAACAGUAGUUUAUAUUUUCAAACUUCACAGAAACAAAUUGAUUCCUAAGUUUCCAUUCCUUAUUGAUAAAUCUUGGAUCUAUGAAAUCAAUUCAUAUGAUUCAUUCCAGUUUACCUAGUCUCAAUUUACUCUCUUUGACACUAUGAAGCUGCAUUCCUAUGUCAUUUUGAUCAACAAAUAGUGUGACUUUUAGCCAGGGGAAGCCAUAUCCUGCCUGAUCAGUUUCCAUUCACAAAAAGAUCACGGGAACGACUAGGUAGCAGGACAGAAACGACUGUUGAAAUAAAUAUUCCACUUACAGUUUAUCUUAGUAAAGCAUGCCUAUCAUGUUUACUUUUGUUUUCAUUUUUCAAAACACAAAACAAUGUACUAUUAAUUACACAUUUCUGUGUGAGAUUUAUUGAUACACUGUUGAUCAACACUGAUAAUGUAGGAUAGUUAGGAUCAGAAUUAUUCAUACUCGCACUCUAUCACAAGGAUCUUUAAGAUUUCAGAAAUGUUGCAUUGUACAAUGAAUUUCAUCUUUAGAAAUAGCAUACUCACUGUGUUAAUGAUUCACAUGCUUAUCUCAGCACCUAAUUUAAGAUCACAUGUAAAUUAAGUAAGUAAGACUAUGAUUGAUCAAAGUAUGUAGUGAUAAAUCUGUAUAUUUUGCAACUAAAAUUAUGUAUAGUAUAUUGUCUAUAUUCAUUUUAUGAAAUGCUGUCACAAAGAAAAUGUGUUUCACUGAUGCAACAAGUUUACAGUAGUAUUAAUAAGUAUGACAAUAAAGUGCAAUAUUUGACCAUAACAAGCUGUAUGAGCCAUUGUGCUGUUAUCCUGUGUAUACCUCAUGAAAGUGACGGACAGAUAUAGCAUGUAACCAAUUUGUACAAAGAUUUUAACCAGGGAUACCUGUAGCUCUACUAAAGCUGUUAAAGAAAUGUUUCAUCCUAGACUGAGUUAUUGUAACUGACACAAAGACACAUCUAUCAAUUUGUCAUGCUUCCAACUUGUAGGAACUAACAUUGUUAUUUUCAAUUUCAUAAACAAAUAUAAGCUGCACCUAUUGAAUUAUGUGACUUGAUAAUAACAAUGUUACUGUAACAGGUAAAUGAACCUGUUCAAAUGUUCUGUUUUUAUUAUAAUUAAUAUGUCAGAAAGGCUGUAUGAUAAAGCACUAGUGUCUCAAAUGGUUUGCACUUAAUAUGCCAGUCUGAAUGCACAAACAGCCUAAAUGGAGGAUUUAUCAUAAAUGUAUAACCAUGAAGUAAUGAUAAAUUUUGUCCUAAACAAAGGGACAGGAUAUUGGUAUCAUAUACAACAAGCUAUGAUUUGUACAAAGAAGCCAUGUUAAAAACAAGGUGAGUUUUUGACUACUUUAACCCUAGUCAUGACCUGGUUCAUAUCUGCUGUUAUAUGCUUGCAUUAUUUUGUACAGAUAAAGAAAUCUUGUCGAAAUUUUGGAUUUUAUAUAUAACCAUAGUUUAUAUAUAUAUCUAAUUAUAAGAAAACCUCAGGAUGUUAAAAGGUUUACAGUUGGAUUUGUGUGUUAUUUUUAUUAAAGAACAGAAGACUUGCAGUACAAAUUGUGCCAAAAAUUCCUAAGCUCCUGUACUAAAAGCAGAGUAUAUGCAAACUUCAAUAUACAUUGUUUUCUUAUCCUGUUGAAUUGUGCCAUUGUGAAAAACAAGGAACAAGAUUAUUUCUAAGAACAGAAUCUACAGUAUGUUGUAAAGAUAUAAACUUACUGUGUCUGUAUGGUGGGUAAGGAUGUUCUUGUUAUCUAAAGGAUGUAGCAUAAAAUUGAGACUUAACCAGACAGUAUUCACUGAUAUAAAUUUCAUUAGCUACACAUAAUCACUUAGACAUUAUUGAGUGGUUCAGUCAUCAUUGAUGGCUGCAGUUGUGUCAUUUGUAUUAUAAUGUUUAACUAUUACAGAGAUAUAUGAUUGUGUUAUGAGAACUUAACGUACACGUCGUGCAUCAAAACCCACCUACUGAGAAAUAUACUUCACAUGUUUAUGUAUGUUCAAAUUCACCAAAUAGUGAAUUAAAUUGUUAUCUUUUAAAAGAUGAUUAUUGUUGCCUACUGGGGAUGUAAACAGUAUUCAAUUUUACACGGUGUAAGGUGGAGAUGAGUAGAUUUAUAGUAUCAAAACUGAAUAUUGAACAUGGAUUAGAUUUUCUUUUUUUAAGUUUUGUUUUGGACAUAUUGACUUACUCCAUUUGAUUAACUGUUGAUUCUUCCAUAACAGAUUGUUUGUAUAGUUUUAGUUGCUUCUGUUAAAGUUUUUGAUGUGAACCAUAUCCCAUUUGUCCUGAAGGUGCACUUUUAUGUCCAGAGAAAAGUGCACUCCUGUGUCCAGAGAUCAAAUUCAGUAAUGUUUCUUUGUGUAAAAAGUUUGUCUAAUGUCAUACUUGUACAUUUUCUUUAUUUGUAAAAUAAAUAAAUUUUACAACAAGCA
Molecule: messenger RNA, 5655 nt
Organism: Ylistrum balloti
Lineage: Eukaryota; Metazoa; Mollusca; Bivalvia; Pectinida; Pectinidae
Product: rab-3A-interacting protein-like
Exons: 11
Coding region: 98-1561 (487 amino acids)
Biological process (GO): exocytosis
Cellular component (GO): Golgi to plasma membrane transport vesicle
Molecular function (GO): guanyl-nucleotide exchange factor activity
Source: RefSeq, a predicted model, not a curated record